This is a messenger RNA of Physcomitrium patens, 1279 nucleotides long. RefSeq lists its product as uncharacterized. The record is from RefSeq and is a predicted model, not a curated record. Gene Ontology annotation, cellular component: mitochondrial matrix. NCBI's taxonomy places the organism in Eukaryota, Viridiplantae, Streptophyta, Bryopsida, Funariales, Funariaceae.
AGAAGAUGACUUUGUUCAGCAGACAGUGAGUGAGAGCUGUGAGGGCUUGAGAGAUGGAAUGUGUGUCCUUUAGCUUUCGCAUUUGCCUUAGAAAGUGAUGCACCCCAAAAGUAUUAAAAGGUCCUGAAAUAAUAAUCCAGAGUGGCACCGCACUUACACUGAAGCAUUGCCUGACAGACAAACUUCACUUGUACAAAACUCACGCACUCACUCACUGUUUGAGACUUAAAAGUGUGUGUGUGACUGUCCUGGUGUUCAUUUGACUCUGCCUGCAGAAUUUCGCAUUCAGGCAACAAACUUUCAGUGAAUUAGCUUCCCUUUGCUCAUCUUCGUUAGGAUCGCCAUGUUUUCUUCCUGGGCAUGGAGGCGGAGUGCUCAACUGCUGCCGGGAGCCUCUGGAUCAUCGUUGUUCGUGAGGUGUGCAAAAGCGGUGGCUGCUGAGUCGAGGGGAAGCCUGGAGCCGGCGAAAGAGGAACCGUCGUAUUUGGCUGCAGAGAUCGAGAGGAUGAAGAAGGCUUACGAGAAUUACAGUGUGUCGCCUCCAAAGCCUUUCAAAUUGAAGGAUAAUGGCGAUUUGCACUUGCUUCUGACCCGGCGCAAAGGGCCAGAAGACAUCCAGGUUAGGUGUGAGCUUUUCUUCCAUCCACGAGGAGGCCCGCCAGAAGAGUUGGUGAUUGAGGAGUUGGAAGAGGAACAAUCAGUGGAGCAGAAGGUGGUUGUAAACAUAACCCUCACUAUCACGAAAGACGGCCCGCAAGCACUCGAAGUGAAUGUCGACUGCGAUCGGAGAGGAUAUGCUGUCAACCACAUCGUCUACCGAGAAAAGAAGGACAUGAAGAUUGAGGACGAAUAUUUCCCAGCAUUCUGGAGAAUUAGCCCAAAAUUAAGGGUAGAGAUUCAUAAUUUUUUGGAGAGGCGAGGACUAGACGAAAGAUUUGCAUGUUGGGUACACGAUCAAAUGGACAACAAGGCGUUCAGAGAGCGUCUGCAUCAACUGCAGAAAAUCGAUUCUUUUCUGGGAUACAAGUUGAAGCUAUGAUAGAGCGGACUAGAUGUCCUCUUCUCCUACUGAAGUGAUUGUCAACGGUCGUUAAUUUGCUUUCAACUUAACGGUUGCCUCUGCCCUUGAGUCACCUCCAUUGGAAGUACUAUUCAUUAUUGACCAGGAGUGAACAGACUAGCCUGAGGUUGCCUAUUACGACUCCUGGAGGAGUUACACAUGUACAGAUAUUACUUGAGCACAGAGAGUUCAUUUAUGUCCGUCGAUCGAUUCUCGAAU